Messenger RNA from Ziziphus jujuba (common jujube), 731 nucleotides. Its product is annotated as kiwellin-like. The record is from RefSeq and is a predicted model, not a curated record. NCBI's taxonomy places the organism in Eukaryota, Viridiplantae, Streptophyta, Magnoliopsida, Rosales, Rhamnaceae. The transcript has a single exon. The coding region runs from base 1 to 510 and encodes 169 amino acids.
AUGAUCCUGACGUCGGAACCCACAUCUCUACGGCGGUGGAGGAAGCACCCCUUCUCCUCCUUCCCGCGUGGAGGCAGAACUUGUCAGGCCUCCGACACUCUCAAUUGCAAGGGAAAGUCUUACCCCACCUACACGUGCUCUCCUCCUAUCACAUCCUCCACAAAAGCCAAGUUAACAAACAACGACUUCAACAAAGGCGGCGAUGGUGGUGGGCCAUUGGAAUGCUACAAUAGGUACUAUGAAAACUCUGAAAGGCUGGUUGCACUUUCCACCGGAUGGUAUAAUGGAGGAUCGCGGUGCGGGAAGUUCAUAAAGAUAAAUGCCAAUAAUGGGAGGACUACGACGAUGAAGGUUGUGGAUGAGUGCGAUUCAAGAAAUGGGUGCGAUGAAGAGCAUGCAGGUCAGCCACCAUGCAAGAACAAUAUCGUUGAUGGUUCGGAUGCUGUGUGGAGUGCUUUGGGAUUGAAUAAAGAUAUCGGAAUUGUGGACGUUACUUGGUCCAUGGCCUAAAUUUAAUUGGUUUAGCAAAAAUUACAAAUGUCCAUGAAUAAUGUUUAAGGACCAUUUAGGUUUGCCAUCAAAAUUAAUUAGCUGUUUAUGCCUGAGUUUAUGCGGCUACAAAAGCUGCAAAAACAUGUUAUAUAUAUAUAUAUAUAUAUAUGUAUGAAGUGAAUAACUUGACCUGUGCUGUCAACUCCAUUACCAUGUAAUGGAAUCGAUGGCAAUUUGGC